Anisakis simplex (herring worm) is the source of this 525-nucleotide messenger RNA. The record is from the annotation of a GenBank genome assembly. Lineage: Eukaryota; Metazoa; Nematoda; Chromadorea; Rhabditida; Anisakidae.
AUGCCGAGUGUAAGCCGUGUCCCGGUAACAGCAUCUCGACAUCGAAAGCGAGUCUGGAGUGUCAAUGCGAUGCCGGAUACUACAGGGCCGACGGCGAGUNUGCCUUGCACUCAAGCACCCUCGAAACCGUCACGUCUGACCGCGGUUCGAAUCGACACAACAUCCGUGAUGAUCGAAUGGGAUGAACCAUCGAUGCUGGGUGGCAGAAAGGAGUUAUGGUAUCGUUAUAAGUGUACGUCAUGUCCGCCGAGUACACGCGCAAUUCCGGCAGAGAAGACGUUUACCGGGCGACGACUCGAGCUGUCUGGACUGGAGGCGGGUGGCACGUACACGGUGAUGGUGUUCGCCGAGAAUAAGGUGUCCAAAUUCAAGAGUGAUCUGAUGAGUGAAUACGCGUUGAUCGAGUUCACUACGAGGUCAUUGACUCCGAUGUUGGUGAGUGAACUGCGUGUGGAGGGAGUGCAGCAGAACGGCGUGACGCUGGCUUGGAAUGCGCCGGUUUUGGAAGGGAAUGGCCACAGUAAU